AUGAUGUUGUUUAUAUGGUUCUUCACUGUGCUGUUUCCAUUAACGAACGGACCUUGGAUGAUUUCCGUUCCCAAAGGAUUUGGCAUGGAAGAAGACGCUGUGGAAGUGUGCCAGAAGUACUGGUGGCGGAAUAUGCUAUACAUCAACAACCUCUUUGGCCACGAGACUGAGUGCUAUGGAAUCUCGUGGUAUCUUGCCGUUGAUACGCAACUCUAUGUGGUCGCUCCAGUAUUCUUAAUGGCCUUGUAUAUAUCGCCUCUCAUAGGGGCUGCCCUCCUGGUCCUGUGCUGUGCAGCAAGCGUUGCGUAUACCUACGUGAUCACGUUCCGCGAUAAUCUGCCUGCUUCUGAACUCGUGGAAACAAUUUUUGCGAGAACAGGUCUAUUCUUCGACGAGUUUUACGAAAUGCCAUGGGUGCGCUGCACACCUUAUCUCAUCGGACUGGGUGUUGGCUAUGUUCUCGCUCGACUGAGAGGCAGAAAGCCUAGAUUGAACUGGGUACGCUUCUAUAAUCAAAGAUGUUCUAUAGAAGUGGCACAAGAAGUUACGCCCAACCAGAUGUCGUAUUUAAGGUAA
Molecule: messenger RNA, 576 nt
Organism: Cooperia oncophora
Lineage: Eukaryota; Metazoa; Nematoda; Chromadorea; Rhabditida; Trichostrongylidae
Source: the annotation of a GenBank genome assembly